Molecule: messenger RNA, 1330 nt
Organism: Dissoconium aciculare CBS 342.82
Lineage: Eukaryota; Fungi; Ascomycota; Dothideomycetes; Mycosphaerellales; Dissoconiaceae
Product: ribosomal protein S3
Exons: 3
Coding region: 400-1224 (274 amino acids)
Biological process (GO): translation
Cellular component (GO): nucleus; cytosolic small ribosomal subunit
Molecular function (GO): RNA binding; structural constituent of ribosome
Source: RefSeq, a predicted model, not a curated record
GCCUCACAAGAAGUCACACACCUGCCACAUUUAAAAGGUAAGAAAUUCCGCUUCUUAUCAAGUCCUUUGUGUCUGUCGGCGGUCGUCCGGAAAUCCUGUUAAAAGUACGACUCGAAGUGGAGAUUGCGGCCGAAAUCAUGAAGAGAUGCAUAAGAGGUGUGGAUCUGCGAAUUGGUUAUCUGUUCGGAAUGGGGCGCACAUGAUACCUAUGAUGGGUCGAGCAGGGGAAUACGACAAUAUCAUCGACGGAAAAAAUCAUAGGCCGACGGAGGACAGCUCGCGGACACACGGCGGCUUGAAUCACUGCUCAAUAUCCGCUGGUGAUCUAUUUGACACCGAGUUACGUUCAAAAUAGACCAUUGAACUGACAUCCGAGCCUCAUAGAAAGAGCAGCCCAGCAUGGCCACUCCCGCAGCCCCAGCUCCCGCUCUCAGCAGCGUCAACAUCUCUAAGCGCAGAAAGUUCGUCGCCGACGGAGUCUUCUACGCCGAGCUCAACGAGUUCUUCCAGCGCGAGCUUGCCGAGGAAGGUUACUCCGGCGUCGAGGUCCGAGUUACUCCCACCGUCACCGACAUCAUCAUCCGUGCAACCCACACUCAGGAGGUUCUCGGUGAGCAGGGUCGCCGUAUCCGCGAGCUCACCAGCCUGAUCACCCACCGUUUCCGCUUUCCCCCGGACUCUGUCUCCCUCUACGCUGCUAAGGUCCAGUCUCGUGGUCUCUCCGCUGUCGCUCAGUGUGAAUCCCUUCGUUACAAGCUCCUGAACGGUCUUGCUGUUCGACGUGCCUGCUAUGGUGUCCUCCGAUUCAUCAUGGAGUCUGGCGCCAAAGGCUGCGAAGUUGUCGUCUCCGGCAAGCUUCGUGCUGCGCGCGCCAAGAGCAUGAAGUUCACCGACGGUUUCAUGAUCCACUCUGGUCAGCCCGCAAACGACUUCAUUGACCACGCUACUCGCCACGUCUUGCUGCGACAAGGUGUUCUCGGUAUCAAGGUCAAGAUCAUGCGCGCAUCAUCCUCGCCCAACGACCCGUCAGGCGAGAAGGCCGGUGGCAAGGGUCUUCCCGACUCUGUUACCAUCAUUGAGCCUAAGGAGGAGCAACCGAUUCUGGCUCCUAGCUCCCAGGACUACGGUGCUAAGGCUGCCCAAGCUCAGGCGUUUGCGCAACAGCAACAGGCACAGGAGGAAGGCGCUCCAGCUGAGCAGGCGCCGGCUGGUGAGGAAUACUAGAUGCCUGCCUUUGUGUUGUUCUGCGGGUCAUGGUCAUGGCAAUAAGGAGUUGGGCAUAAGGAGUAAUGAUGUUCCUUUUUUUCUACCAUUUUCCUCAUCCAGGAAG